This is a messenger RNA of Mya arenaria, 3654 nucleotides long. RefSeq lists its product as uncharacterized. Bases 122 to 3151 code for a protein of 1009 amino acids. The record is from RefSeq and is a predicted model, not a curated record. Lineage: Eukaryota; Metazoa; Mollusca; Bivalvia; Myida; Myidae. The transcript has 4 exons.
UCCGGAAUAAGAAACUACAGGCACUUUACCUUCCUUGUAAAUUAUCCUAUUUAAUAUUCUUAGCCUCAUUCCAUCUCUCAAAAAUCCAUCUUCGUGAAAAAAAAUUAAUUCCAGGCGUCACAUGCUACUUGCAGAGACGGCUUUUAUGGUAAAGAUGGAACAGAUAUGGGUGCUGGUUUGUGGUGUGCUUGCAAACCCGUUAGGAGCCGCUGCUUCAGAUCAAGAUGGAGCUACUAAUCAAAUACAAAGCGCGUGCUAUGUAGAAACAAACUCAGAUCCCAGUGGCAGUGACAGUGAUAAUACAGAAACAAAAACUGAAGCUAAAGUAAUGAUUGGUGAAAACCAAAGUGCCAAAGCUGAUGAAGAGUUGUACAUCCAAUCACAUUUAAAGCAUAUGCCGAGAGAAAUUCCCAUACAAUCACACGGUGCACCAGGUCCCCCAAGCACAGCAACAUUUAAAGAUACAGGCAUGCUUUAUAGUACACCAACACUAGAACAAGACCAACUACUCUCCAAUAUUGAAUAUGAAAAACCUUCGCACUUGCCAAAACAACCAUGGAUGCGUUCCGCAACCCCGAUUGACGACCGAUUGUUGACUGAUUUAAAAACUGAAAUGAAAAUGGAAUACUCGGAUAAAAACCAAAACAAAGAAGAGAUACACAUUGGUUUCAAAGAAGAAACCAAACAAACGCCUGCAUGGCCCAAAGAAGACUUACAAGAUUUCAUCAGACAGGCAGUUAGAGAUGCGUUUGCAUCCGGAAAACCAGACAAUGUUACGUUCUUCGAUGCUGCUAUAGUCUACGACAAAAUAGAUUAUGAUAGAGCAGACGACAUGAGAUUGGAAAUGAAACGAAUAAUACAAGAUGAAUUGCAAGAAGAGCUUCAUAUUGAACUAUUCGACAGCGAAAACUUCAGCCAGUCCAUGGUGUUGGUGGUGGAAGAUGUUGUCAACAGGGCGUUUGUUAUCCUUGUCUACUUAUCCAGAAAUACAGAUUACUCCCCAAAUCUACACCUGUUUGUCGAGGAGGCUGUCGGACUGACACGUCUAGCCAUUGUGCCACCAGGAUCAUUCAGCGACAGGCAAUAUUUGUUAAAACCAGUUCACACCGAACCACCCGAACGGCGAAAUUACAAAACACCCGUUGGUCUGGUCACCAUGAACGGAAUUGACUGGUAUGAUAAAUAUUCAAAAUUUACAAGACACAAAAUAGUGGAAAUGAUGAAAUCUGCCAUAGAGAAACGGAAACGAAGAAGUCGGAAAUAUGGAAGUGCUGGUCAAAUUGCUGCCCAUCCUAAGCAAGCAGCCAUUGACGAUAUACGCACAGGCCAAAGUGCCUUCACACAAAGACUACACCAAACUCAGUCUGCAGACAGCUGUUACCUGCAAGUCACAAACACCAGUAAUUUAGUUAACUGUCAACAUGCACCGUACUCCUCAAAUGCACACGAUUCUACUGACUGGAGUAUAAACCCAGGUCAAGGUUCAGAUUUCCCAUCCUACCGCAGCUCAACACAAAUAACAUAUAAAGGUUCCGAGCAUCAUAACAAUCCAGAUGUUAGAAUAAGCACCACACCAGCUGCAUAUCCAGGUCAACCGCGGUCAUCUACAGACAGUACUUCAACAACUCAACGUGGUUAUGUGCAACAGCCAGGCCCCUUUUAUGCGAAUUCUAUACAACAAGUUCAUGAUCAGCAACAAAUAUACGGUAGACAGGCCAAUGCGAUUCAUAAUCAGCCAGAAAUGCAAGACUAUUUGGUUCCAAUGGAAAACUUACAGUAUAAUGAACCCCAACAGGACCACUACCUUGCUCCAGAUCAGCGUAACCAUGCUCACUCCGACCUACUUACACCACUUCGGAGGGAGGAUUAUGUAGACAUUGUAAAUCCAAAACCUUAUCAAUAUCCUCGAGAAACCUACCCGCCAAUACAACAGUUCAGACCAGACAUUCAACAUACAACAGGUUAUGUUUCAGAUCCAAGGUAUGGUCAACAGAUCCCGCUUCAAGCUAGAAAUACGUUGCAACCCUUAAACCAACCUCCUAUUGCAACGCAGUUUCAAGCUAAGGAAACUUGGCUGCGAACUUCUCAUCAACUGCCAGUGGAAACGCAGUUAAAAGCUAGAAAGACUUCGCAACGCUCAUCUCAUGAACCGCCAGCGGAGGAGCAGUUUCAAGCUGGAGACUCUUGGCAGUCCGCAAAUCGUCUUCCGCCAGCGAACUCCGUACCUUUGUCACACGAUGCUCGGUAUUCAACUGAUCGAAACUUUGAUACCGAACUGUUCUCAGAUUUGUCCACUAACGACGUGGAAAUCGACACGAGGCCAAGCAUUUUACAUAAAACAAAUGUUGAAAGUAGCCGUAAAAGUAAACGUUCAAGAAAAAAGAAAAAUCGUCGAAAAGACGGGUCUGAUAGUCAUGACGACCCUCCGCUUGGGUCGUUUCGAGAUUUGCUAAAGUCAUCAGGCGGUCGGGCUGUAAACAUAAUCGGAGGAAAGAUUACACAGAUAGGCAACAAUAACAAGGUUAAUAUGCACAAGGAAUACGUGAUUGGGAACGAAGGGGAAAGUGAGAAGAACGAAGUAUUUAAGAACGUCCUGGAUGCUGACGAAAAUAAUGAGUGUUUUCAGGAAGAAAAUAGACAAACCACAAACGACUUUGCGAAAGGCAGUAUUGAAACGGUAUCGGAUAUCUUUGAAAACAUGGAUGCCGUCGACCCAGGGAAAUCCUCGACUCGAAACAAAGGAGUCGGCAAUUAUUGUCGUGACAAAAAGAUAUCUUAUCAGAGCAAUAUAAGUGACAGCUUAGCGAUUACAGGACAGAAACAAGAAGAGGUGAACACGUCAAGCGAAUCAAACGGAUUACACAAGGCGUUUUCUUCAUUGCCGCCGACGUCCACAGAAAACGAAGCAGUUUCGUCCGACUCCGAGCUGUUUGGUUCUGGCAGCGAGUACAGCCUGUCUAGCGGUAGUAUUUCUUCAAGGUCAUCAGCUCGCACGUCUUUUGAAACCGUGUCUUCUAGCACUCCAAGCGAUAGUUUCGUUUCAAGCACGUCUAAAAAGAGCGGUCUUUCUAGUAUUGUACAGAGAGCCUAUAAUAUGAAUAUAAAGGGUCACAGUUCUACGGAGGUGACUGUCGAUUCAGAUGUGGACUAAAGUUUAUAACAGGAUAUUAUUAUACUGGUGUUAUUAUCUGAUUUUCUUAUAUUGAUUUUGAUUGAAAAACAUGUUAUGUUUGUAGGUUAAGGUCUAAUGUAGAUUGUCCAGAUGUUUGCGAUAAAAUUUCAAUGCACGACAUUGUAGGAUGUGCGGAAACUAAACUUGAUAAUUAUGAUAGGAUUAAUAUAGAUAAUUAUACAUCUAUUUCCAAAACUCGCAAACAGAAAUCUGUGAAAAAAAUCUGGUAGAAUAGGUGUUUUGCUAUCCGUUUUCCUGACGUCAUUUUUUGUUUGUUAAGAACGAUAUUUUUGAGAAAUUUACAACAUUGAAACUGACUGUGAAUGAUAUAUUCAAUGGUUUAAAUUUAACAGACUCCUAUUCCACAAAAACGAAGAUAUAUAGCAAUAUAUAUUUUACUCAAAAUUACUCAAGGGUAAUAUAUGAAAUGUUUUUCUAGGAAAUUGAAAGUUUUACAACAAAUAAUAAAUAUGUAGUUAUAA